Molecule: messenger RNA, 1254 nt
Organism: Penicillium egyptiacum
Lineage: Eukaryota; Fungi; Ascomycota; Eurotiomycetes; Eurotiales; Aspergillaceae
Source: the annotation of a GenBank genome assembly
AUGCUUUCCACCAGCUCCCGUGUCUUCCGCACUCGACUAUCCCCAUACAGGCAAAAGGUCAACCUCACUGGUCUGCACAAUGGGCGCCUUUCCAAACUCGCUCACAAUGCCUAUUCCUCGACGCAAUUGAAAGGCGGUCGAUCUCUCGCCAGUACCUCAUCCAUUGCCUUGCGGACAACACUAGUCCAAGUCCGACACAGCUCACAGCUGCAAUCGCCCGCAACACAACCAAUCGAUACGGAUAGCGCGGAGAAGAACCCAGCCACACACUACAUCCCGCCGAAAACCGGCCUGAUUGCGUCCCUUCCGAGUUCAUGGAUACCGUAUGCGGAAUUGGUGCGGCUGGACAAGCCCACGGGCACCUACUACCUAUUCUUCCCAUGUCUCUUUUCCACUCUCCUCGCUGCGCCAAUGGCUGGUGCCGCACCACUCCAUGUCCUGGGCACAGCAGCACUGUUCUUUUCCGGGACGCUGAUCAUGCGCGGUGCAGGCUGCGCGAUCAACGACCUGUGGGAUAGAAACCUGGACCCCCAAGUCGAACGCACCAAGUUCCGACCCAUUGCCAGAGGUGCACUCUCGCCGAAAAAGGCAAUACUCUUUACAGGCUCCCAGUUGAUGGCCGGGCUGGGUGUGCUUCUUUCGUUCCCACCCCAGUGCCUUUGGUAUGGGAUUCCUAGCUUGCCUAUCGUGGUGGCCUACCCUCUUGCUAAGCGCGUGACCAAUUACCCGCAAGCUGUCUUGGGUCUUGCUUUUUCAUGGGGAGCGAUUAUGGGAUUCCCAGCGUUGGGGGUGGACCUGCUUGCCAAUCAUGAUGCCUUGAUGGCUACAGGUGCCCUUUAUUCCAGUUGUAUUGCUUGGACAGUUCUGUACGAUAUGAUUUAUGCACACAUGGACAUUAAAGACGAUGUCAAGGCCGGGAUCAAGUCAAUUGCCCUCCGCCAUGAGCACAACACUAAGGCUAUCCUGAGUGGUUUGGCGGUGACUCAGGUCUCCCUCCUCGCGGCUGCAGGAGUUGCUGCCGGUUGCGGACCUGUAUUUUUCGUUGGCAGUUGCGGCAGUGCCGUCUUGUCGCUUGGUCUCAUGAUUUGGAAGGUCCAGUUGAAGAGUGUUCGGAACUGCUGGUGGUGGUUCAGGAACGGAUGUCUGCUGACCGGUGGGGGGAUCUCCUUGGGCCUGCUCGCCGAGUAUGCGACGCAGUAUCUUGGUCUGUACAAUACGAAGGAGCCGGAGCGCGUGGUGGCCGAGUCAACAUAA